AUGGUGUCGUCCAAAUUCGAAUCUCUCUCCGUGCGCCCUCCGACUCCACCCAAAGACCAAGAAGACACAGCCGCCGACGAGACGGUGCAAUUCCUCCAAGACCCCUUUGGCGAGAAGCCAAUCCCGCCCAGGCUCCGAGCAGCGAAGAGAGUGCCCAACACGCCAGAGCAAUCGCCGUCGUCCGACAUCGACAUACCCUCGAGUUCUGCAAGCGCACGGAAGAGAGUCAACUUCGAGCUGCAGCUAUGCGACAUACCCACCAACAAGGCAGUCGCGCAGUCCUGGACACCCACGCGUAGCUCACCGCUGAAGCCCCUCCCCCAGAACCGCCUCACGAAGCCGCUCAAGUCGAUCCUGAAGCCCUCCGACGGCACGCAGACACCUCCCGCAGAAGACGCUGCCAACCCGCUCAACUACAAGUCAUUCGCCGAAAUGCUGGACGCGAUAGUGAAGCUGCUCGCUUCUUCCGAGCGCGGAACGCGGUUAGAUGCAUACGGUUCUUUGCAGAGGACAAUGCAGGCAUACGACAAGAUACCCGACCCCCAGGCGCUGAAGCAGAAGAUGUCUCUGUUGACCCAAUUCAUACGGCGCGACAUAACAGCUGCAGGCGUGGGUGGGACAGGACUGGACUCACAGCUCAUUGGACAGGCGAUGAAGCUGCUCAUGGCUCUGUUCCGCAUCACAGACUUGAUAUCCGCCAUGGACGAAGACUUCUGCUCCUUCAUCAUCGACCGCAUCAUCCGCGUAGCUUCCGAUAGCUCCAUGCCCAAGACCACCGUCAACACACACCUGGCUGUCCUGAUGCAGCAAAGUUUCCGGCCGAAGACCAUGACUGCGACACGCGUCGAGAAGGUGCUCGAGGCACUAGACACCAUCCACGAGCGAACAUCGGGCCACGCGGUACAGGCAUACAGGGUCCGGAUAUACAGGAAGCUGCUUCAGCAACGCCCGGACGUUAUGAUCAGGCAUACUGAACGAUGGUUCACGCAUACCCUCAAAGCUCUGGUGUCGGUUCAGAAGGAUAUCAGCCAAAGCGCACUGGACACUGCAGUAACGGCUGCGAAGACCAUUGGCCAUGACCGACAUGUCGCCAAAUCGGUCUUGUCUGUUCUGAACCGGGUCAAGAGCGACGGCGGCACCAUUGCUAGCGUUUUCGCAGGUGAACUGGAUCGUAUGCUCGGUGGUGAUUACGCCGUCUUGGUGCCACAGAUUGUGGCUGCUGUCACAGGUCUACUCAAAGACUCGCUUGACGCGUUUGCAGGCUUGAAGGAUUGGCUGGUCCUCAUUAACAAGUGUCUGUCAUCGGACAACGACCAAGUCCGAUUAUACUCCAAUGUCGCCGUUGCCUUCCUGGCAUACUCUGUUAACUUCAUGAACCUACCCGAAGAAAAGAAAGUCAAAGCCUGGUCGGGGAUGUUCGUUAAAAUCUCGGUACAUGCACUGCAACGGAAGACCCCAGUAAAGAAAGCCGAGCGCGAUGCUGUUUCAUCCGCAUACUUCACAAUGCUGUAUUAUGCAUUUCGACCAGCAGCCUCUUUUGAACAAUUCGACGGACAUUGGACUGACUUCAUAGCUGGCCUCUGGAGUCCAAUAAUCGCAAAGUCUGCUCCGCAGCACGCCAUACCAUGCCGAAUUGUAUCUGCUCUCUUGGAUGGCUCUCGAAAACCUUGGAACGAGAAUCGGGCGCUAGAUCUUCGGCCACAUGCCAUGAUCCAGCGAGGCGAGCUACCUCUAGUCGAUCCUAAGUGGGUACGCAAGUCGAUUGCUCUUGUACUGGAAUUUGUUGAGGAUAUUCUAGAGGCUGCACUCAAGACCGAAAGCAAAGACCAGGAAGAUGAACCGUUUCAGACGAUGUGGACAGCAGUCAUCAACUCUUUGGUGGAAGCAAGCAGUAAGGAGAUCAUGGCGUCCACAGAAACCAAAGAUGCCAUGGCACAUAUCAUCAACCUGCUGCGUCGGAUCUGGGACAGCCACACGGACAACAUUGCGGUAGAACAGAAGAGGGAGGAUCUUUGGGCAACCAAGUUCUGCUUCCUGAUUGAGACUGUUGUGCAGAAGAUGGGCGCUUUUCAGUUCGCAGACAAAUGUCUCACACGCAACGCCGACAACGAGAUCGAAGUCGCAUCGACACCAUCACAUCGAUCACGGCACCAAGGCACCCGAUCGUCCCCGCUUCUCUUCCUACUGGAUCUUCUCGUCACACAAUCAGAAGGAAAGCUAGCUGAUCCUGUUCGACUCCGCGCCAUGGACGUCAUCAUCGAGCCCUGUUUUGCUGCCCAAAACACUCGGUUGAGCAAGUUGGAGCUUCUUCGGGAUUGUGCCGCGACGGUGGAUGGCUCACUGAAGGGUGCAGUGGCAUCAGAGUUCUGGACGCGGAUUGUGACCUUGCUCGAUACCAUGUUGCAAGAUCAAACAGCCCCUUCAGGUGACCGCAGUGCUCGCUCAUUGGGCAAAGAGUACGAAAUUGUGGUCGAAAUCCUCAGUCUGGGUUCUGCCUACUUGCUAGACAAGCCUGUCGGGCAGCAGAUUCUGUCGACUUUGGUUGGUACCGUCCGACGAGAAGCAGGAGAAGGUGCACUUGCACUCGCUGUUAUUGAAAAGGUCUCUGAGCAAGUCCUGAAGCGCACACCUGACGAAGACAAAGCUUCCUGUCUGGCAUACGCCAGCAUUCUUCUCCGCAACCUACCAAAGCAGAUGAGCCGCAAAGUGAUGGAUCAAGGUCGGCAGAAUCUUUGGCCUUCAAACACAGCUGCAAGGUCCCAUGACAUCGACCCUUAUGUCCAUCUUUACGGAGCCAUCACUUCCGUUGGGUCAGCUGCUUACAGGAAUCUUGAUAAAGACGAUGUAGAGCCUACCAAAGGCUUUCUUUCUGCGCUGAGCACCUCGGUUCAACACUGCUCGACGUCUCAUCUCGCUGGGUAUCUACGCAAGAUACAAGAUGCGAUCCAGAUUUGGGUGGAAGACCCGGAGAAGAAGAUGCAGAGCAGGGAAGAGCCACUGAAGAGCUUGCAUCGUGAGGUCAUCAACAUGUGGGAGGAAGUCAACAAAGCUGUAGAGCGGUUACCGCGCAAGGACAGCCAAACGCUGCUUCAUCUACAAGCGUUGGUGACCGCAGGCUUCCUAAGCAGACGCCGAAGUAUCGUCAACAUCUCUAUUGCGACCUGGAAUGCCACCUUUGGAAAAGAGGAUAGCUUGCGAUACCCUACUCGACUUGAGCAGGCUCUGCGCCAAUUACGGAACAGUGUCGAGCUUUCUCUUCCUUCACUGGAAGUCCGGGAAGACGAUGCUGUAAGUGCGUAUAUCAGUAUCUCCGAAACGCUACUAAUGUCAAAACAGGAGAACAAGCUCUCGUUCUACGACUCCGAUACGAGCGCAGACGAAGUCAAACGUGCAUUCAAGAGCCCGCGAGCAAAGGCCUCGCCCUUCAAGAUCUCCAAAGCGUCGCGGAGAUCCAAGUCUCGGUCUCCGGCAGUACCCACCUCAGCCACCAGGAGAGUGCCCUCGCGACAAACCCCGAAGAUUCGUCUCCGCCACGACGACUCUCAGAUCAAAUUCGAGCCUAUCGUCUCCUCGCCAUCGAAUCCGUUCCAGCAGGAAUCCCAGGUAUUGACUGAUCGACAAAAGGAGAUGAUCGAUCGUCAAAGACUCAGCAGCGGUAUUUUCGCUAAAAUGGGCGCUGUCUCGCCACAGCCAGAGGAUGUGCGAUCGCCGAUGGAGAUACACUCAGAUGCGUUGACUGCAGAUGACCUGCCAGACACCGCCUCCCGGGCAACUCCACUAAGGGCUCUCGCAGCCAUGGGUCCUAUGGACGGCUACCUUGGAUCGUCGCCAACUCCACAUUCCCGCAAGAAUACUCGUCAUAUUGUGAGCGAGGACACGGACAUUGCAACACCGACGGCCGUGCGGAGCAUACAGUUUGCGAACGAUGAUCUGAACUCUUCGCCGCCUCAGUUCAACAAGGAUGACAGAUCUAACACCAAGCAAAGCGAGCCUGAUGUUCUCGUAGGAUCCAGCUUUGAGUACCGUCAACCAGAAAGCUCAGUCUCGGUUUCCUUUGAUGAAGGAACGACAAUCGAUGAGGAAGCACUGCUUGAUGCUGUUGCUCUCCACGACAACACACAAAUGGACGCUGAACUCCCUUCAGACACUGUCAUGUCAGACGUACCAAGCUCCACCAUAGACCUGCAACUCACAGCCCAGAUCGACGCUGAUAUGCAAGUACAUGAUGCUCCUGCGGAAGCAACAGAGUCCGCACAAUCAGAUUCUAAUCCCGAAUACGUCGAUGCCGCAUCACAUCCACAGUCAUCAAUGUUGGAGGACCAAGCUGGUAGCGACACCGAAGUAGACGAGUCACAAACGCCAACUCGCGGCCCUGCCCGCCGAUCUCCGCGAAAGAGCUCCCAAGCCAAUACAAGCAGCACGAGCCGAGUAGGCGACUCUUUCGACAACAGUUCCGCAAAAGGAACACCGUACUCCCUGCGUAGUUCCUCCCGCCACUCCAUGGGAAGCCCCUCCCGACCCCCAAGUGGAAAGAAACCCAGACGCACACCCGCAAAGAACAAGAAGAACGGCAAGAAACAGACGCAAGAGAGUCCUGCGCCUGCCCCAGCUACCGCUCCCGCCCCGGUAUCAGAACCAGAGCCCGAAUCAUCCCAGCCCUCCGAGACAGACAUCCUCGACAACAUCACCGUCGCCGCCCCAGUCCCAACUUCCAACCCACGAGGCAAGAAACGUAAAUCUACUCACCCUACCACCACUACCACUACCACUACCACCACCGAACCCCCCAUCCCCGUCCCCGCAUCAACAACUCGGAAGCAAAACCUCCGCCGCUCCCAAUCCCUCCUCUCUCACGUCGAAAACACGCAGGAUAUCACUGUGGAUGAAACUCCAGCGCCUAAGCGAGCGAGGCAGAAUGCGGAUCAGGAUGUCAGUGAAGCGAAGAGGUCGACGCCGGGAAGUAGUGGGAGUAAGAGGUUGAGUCAUGUGCAGGUUAGUCCGAGGCCGAGGUCUUCUGGGUCGGGGAAGAUGGAUGGAGUUGGAAGGGAUGGGGAUGGGGAUGGGGAUGGGGAUGGGGAUGUGGUGGAGGGAGGGGGGAGUGUGGUGGAGCUUCAAGAUGAGCACAACGUCGGGCUCGAGCCUUCUCACUCCCAGUCCCAUCAACAACCCCAACCCCCACCUGUACAAUCAGCAACAGGCACCGAUACGCCUACCCGUUCUUUCGCCGAACGCGUCAUUCUCACCCCCCGCAGCAUCAUCAACCAACUCAAGAGCCUCAAGGAAUAUCUUUUCCGCACUCCGAGUCUGGUUCUAGGGCGCGAGGAGGAGAGGGAGAUUGAUGAUGCGUUGUUUGAUAUUAGGAGGCAGGUGCAUGCUGCGGGGUUGAGGGGGGAGAGUGAAGACAGGGAAGGACGGUGA
Molecule: messenger RNA, 5418 nt
Organism: Alternaria hordeiaustralica
Lineage: Eukaryota; Fungi; Ascomycota; Dothideomycetes; Pleosporales; Pleosporaceae
Exons: 2
Coding region: 1-5418 (1805 amino acids)
Biological process (GO): telomere maintenance
Cellular component (GO): nucleus
Source: RefSeq, a predicted model, not a curated record